AUGGUUUACCGAGGCAAGCCAUCAUCAGCAUGUGGAGAAUGUCGAAAACGCAGAAGUAGGUGCGACCAAGCUAGUCCUUGCGGUCAAUGUGUCAAAGCUGGUCGCGUAUGCCCCGGCUAUCGCAAUGCUAUCGACCUCUUGUUCCACGAUGAGAGUGCGAAAGUUAUUAGAAAGAGCAAGGGACAGCUGUCUAAAUCAACCUCCGUGUCUGCAGCUAGUGGAAAGGUUGCAGUGCGGACUCAUCCAACCUCUAUCGAUCUCAACAACAUUGUCGUAUAUCAGCCAUGGGAAGAUUUGGGCAUCAACUUUUUCAUGUCGAAUUAUGUUGGCACAGAUCCUGCUGUGUCACAACUCCACUACCUGCCCAACUAUUACUCGAGAUUUGGGUAUGCUACUUCCGCAUUGAAGCGAACCAUCAUCGCCAGUGGGCUGGCUGGCUACGCGAGAACCACUCGCCGGGCUGACUUGAUUGAAAAAUCUACCAAGACCUAUACCGCCGCCAUAAAAGAUAUUAAUAUCACUCUGUCAAGCCCACUGGACGCUGUGCAAGACACCACCCUCAUGUCGAUAAUGAUGGCCGCGAUGUUCGAGACCAUGUUGGUUUCGCAAGAUUCAGGCAUGCACAACGUCUCCAAGCAUCUGGAAGGCGCUAUGUUGGUUGCAUCCCUGAGCUUGCAGCACCAGAAGCCAAGCCAUGUCUUCAAUGCGUUGCUCAGUACUUUGGUACAAAGCGUCAUAAUGAACAGCUGGAUUCAGCAUGUACCUUUGCCGCCCAGGUACAAGCUAAUCAGAUCACAUGUCCCUGAGAAGAUCAAUCCCCACUCUGUUCAUGCCAAACUCGUCGCUGUUCUUGCACAAGUGAUCGAGUUCAGAGAUGAUUUGAAGAGUGGGUUAUGUUCGAAUCCAGAAGUCAUACUCCAGAGGGCGUUGGAAGUUGAUGUCGCUUUAAAGACUUUCGUCGAAGAGAUGCCAAACCAUACGUCAUAUGAAAAGUGCUGGAUUCCUACAAUGCAGGCAACAGAAGUGCAGCAGCUUGUAUACAACUGCGUAUUUCAUGUAUACCCACAGCAGUUCGCCGGCCAUCUUUGGAACAACGUUCGGUCAUGUCGAGUCUAUUUACACCAGCUAAUUCAUCAGCAGUGCUCGAAACUUCUCUCCUCGACAGGGGAAAGCGAGUUCACAAACCUACGUCUACAGAGAUCAGCUUCUGAGUCAUUAUCGACACUGAUCGCCGAGGAAAUUUGUGCGACCGUCCCACAGCUGCUCUCGUACUCGGACUACCUGAGACAAUUCGUAGAGUCGACCGAAUAUGCUCUGUCAGUACCAACUGAGGAUUCUGGAUCCAAUGUCUCAACACCAGACACGUUCAACGCAUCGAGUCCGAACUCCACAUCAACAAAAUCUUCAUAUGCGUCCAACAAAGACAUCCCAAAGGAUUACACAUCCAAAGUCCCACUCUUUACACCAGGCGCCCUUGACCCAGCAAGCGCCUUCCACCUUCUCCUCAAAUUACACAACCUAACCUCGAUCCCCUGGCUUCCCUUUGCGAUGAAGUCAUGGAUCACCGGCCGCAUCUCCUGGAUCGAAACCAACUCGGACCCCUACAGCGCCGCGCGUCUGAAAGCCAUGAUCAGAAAACGACCUGCCGACGGCUUCCCAGUGAGCGACGCACCAGGCCAGGUACCCUACGGUGGCAUAUGCCAGACCAUAGCCACGACGCCUGCAGACCAGCGCCUGUGGUUCCUGGCGCACAGCUGGCUCUUCGUGGGCAUUGACUGGAACGCGGAUUACUACUCGGAAGCCAGUAGUGCCUCGUCCAAAGACCACCCAAGCGAGGUCUGGCUUGAACAGCACCAGCGUAGCGAAGCGCGCCAGUCGAGUAGGGAUGCUGCUUACAUGCCGAUGGACGAGAUUAUCAGCAGCUCAACAACACGUACCAAGGCUCCUGUGACAUUGGCAUGGAGGAAGCCGCACUGGACUGUUUGA
Messenger RNA from Ascochyta rabiei, 1986 nucleotides. RefSeq lists its product as uncharacterized. The record is from RefSeq and is a predicted model, not a curated record. Gene Ontology annotation, biological process: regulation of DNA-templated transcription. The transcript is spliced from 6 exons. Lineage: Eukaryota; Fungi; Ascomycota; Dothideomycetes; Pleosporales; Didymellaceae. Bases 1 to 1986 code for a protein of 661 amino acids. Gene Ontology annotation, molecular function: DNA-binding transcription factor activity, RNA polymerase II-specific; zinc ion binding.